Molecule: messenger RNA, 4085 nt
Organism: Xiphophorus maculatus (southern platyfish)
Lineage: Eukaryota; Metazoa; Chordata; Actinopteri; Cyprinodontiformes; Poeciliidae
Product: high-affinity choline transporter 1-like
Exons: 9
Coding region: 721-2358 (545 amino acids)
Biological process (GO): acetylcholine biosynthetic process; choline transport; transmembrane transport
Cellular component (GO): plasma membrane
Molecular function (GO): choline:sodium symporter activity
Source: RefSeq, a predicted model, not a curated record
UUUACAUUUUAAUUUGACUUUUAUGCGUCUCAAUACUUUGCUUACUGAGAAAAACACAUAUUUGAGCAUUAUUAGUCAUUUUUGGUCUUGCAGCUUGAACACUUUCGAUACUUUUUAAACCACAUUUUACGUUACAUUUCACUGUAACUUUGCCGACCCAUCCAAAUUGCUCUUAAAAAUAUCUUUGUUUAUGCCCCUGCAAGUAACGGGAUGUCCUCCUUUGGUAUACCUUUAAAGAACUAUUAUUUUCAGCUCAGUACAAGACCCAGGGUAAAACAUGCAUGAGGUUUGGCGUGAGUAGGAAAGGAUACUCCGUCUCUCUGACGAACCUACUCUCAGUGAUUAAAACUUUUAGCAAAAUCCAAUUAUAAAUGUAUAGGAGGUAGCAGUCAAACCGACUCAUCGCCUCCAGCUACGAGGUGCAUUCAAGUAAAAAAAAAAAUGUAACGUUUCUUUGAGUGGUACCCGAAAUAUCCGUUUUGUCUAGGUUUUGUGAACUAAGCAACGCAACAUUUUGUAAACUAUCACAUAUUUGUGCAGAGACUUAUAAUGAAGGCGAACUGAAGCGUCAGCGAAUAUGAACAGGCGCACUGAAUAACAACGCUCUGUGGCGGGACACUGAACUCAACCUGACCUGCCAGUUUUUUACAAGCUAGUCCAGUGCCUAAGAAGAGCAAGGUUUCAGCGAGGAGGGAUCUCUUCUUUACUGAGAGAAUCAUCAUGGCAGUAGAUGUCCCUGGACUCGUCUCUGUGAUCGUUUUUUAUGUUUGCAUCCUGGCAAUUGGAGUGUGGGGGUCUCGAAAAUCCAAGAAAGUGGAGAAGAAAUGCUCUGGCUCAAAGAGUGAAGUUGCCAUCAUUGGUGGCCGCAACAUCAACAUCCUGGUUGGAAUUUUUACCAUGACAGCAACAUGGGUCGGUGGUGGUUACAUUAUGGGAACUGCCGAGUCUGUUUAUUCUCCUACUCAAGGUCUCGUCUGGGCUCUGGGCCCCCCUGCAUAUGUCUUGUGUUUUUUUGUGGCUGGACUGUUUUUUGCAAAACCUAUGAGGUCAAAGCGUUAUGUGACAAUGUUGGACCCAUUUCAGAAUCGCUAUGGCAAAGCAUUCACUGUGACACUCCUGCUUCCUGCUUUGGUCAGUGACAUAUUAUGGGUGGCCUGUAUCCUUGCUGCUCUUGGUGGAACAAUGAGUAUAAUUCUUGGGCUGUCUUCUACCAUCUCCAUCAUCAUCUCAGCAGCUGUCUCCAUUGUCUACACAUUAUUAGGGGGUCUCUACUCAGUUGCAUACACUGAUAUCAUUCAGCUUUGUUUUAUUUUUUUCAGCUUGUGGCUUUGUGUUCCUUUUAUGGUUCUUAGUCCAGCAGUUACUGUCAUCUCACAAACACUCCCACUCAACCAAACAAGUGAACAUGCAUGGAUGGGACACCUGGACCUGGAAGUUGCAGGAAAGUGGGUUGAUGAGAUGCUUCUUAUGGCUUUAGGGGGAUUGUCAUAUCAAGCUCUAUAUCAAAGAAUUCUUUCGGCAGCCUCCUCUGUUCAGGCUCAGAUAUCCUGCUUUGCUGCGGCUUUAACAGUUUUUAUUAUGGGAAUACCCUCAGUUGUCAUUGGAGUGAUGGCUUCUGCUGCAGACUGGAACCAGACUGCAUACGGUCUUCCCCCUCCUUUUGAGCGUGGAGAUGCAGGGAAGAUCCUGCCUCUCGCUCUGCAACAUCUCACACCCACCUGGGUGUCAGUGCUAGGCAUUGGUUCUGUAGCUGCAGCUGUUAUGUCCUCCAUGGACUCGGCGCUGCUAUCCUCUGCAUCCAUGUUUACACAAAACAUAUACAAGACAACUUUGAGGAAAACGGCCUCAGAGAGGGAGCUCCAGUGGGUGAUCCGUAUUGGUGUUCUGGUCGUGGGCCUGGCUGGAACAGGUCUGGCUUUUGGAGACGACAGUGUGUUCGCUCUCUGGGUUCUAAGUGGAGAUCUCCUUUACUGUGUGAUUUUCCCACAGCUGCUCUGUGUUCUCCACUUCCAACGUGCAAACACUUAUGGUGCUUUUUCUGGUUUCGUGGUGGGUUUGUUGCUGCGUGGACUGAGCGGGGAGCCCAUACUUGGGAUCCCUCCUGUUCUCCUAUACCCUGGUUGGAGGGAGGAGAAUAAUGUGAUCAGACAGUACUUUCCUUACAGAACUAUUGCCAUGCUGUUUUCUGUGGUAAGUAUUCUAGCAGUCUCAUGUCUGCUGAACCUGAUUUUUGAGCACGAACUUAUCCCACAGUCCUGGGAUUUUCUGCAGGUUUUUAAAAACAAGAAUGAUACAGAGGAGGAUGAAGCACCUGGCUCCUUUGAGGAAAUAAACCAAGUUCUCCAUACUAAAUUCUAAGCUAAACUUCAAUGUAACCCAAAGAAUAAGACUAAACAUGCUGCAGAUGGUUUUGUGAUUUCUCAAGGCAACUCCAUCUGUAGUUACUUUUUUUAGAAAACAGUUUUGCAGUCAUUGAAAGAAUAAAUGAUUCCAAUGUCUAGUUUCCAAUCACAAACUUCAGUGUAUGUUUUAGGCGUUCAUGAUAUAUAGUACAUAAUUUCAAAGUAGAAGGAAAGCAUAGGUUUUUUAAAUUUGUUUUUAAGUUAAAUAAAGACUCUAAAGUUAUUACAUGCACUUGUGUUCAGCUAAUAUAUGCAGAUUCUUUUUUGUAAACAUUCCAGUUUAAGGUCAGUCAGACUGAACAGAAAGUACCUUCAAACACCAAUGUCUAAUGUUUUGAUUGAAAUUCCCAGUUGGUUUUAGGGCUUAUGUUUUUGUUAACUGAACCACACUAUUGAGCAGCAAAAUUAAUUACAUAAUUUUAUCACAAUUAAUACCUUCAGACCCCACGCCCACUGGAAUGGACGUGAUAUUUCUCUGAUUUUAAAUCAGUAAGAAAGGAGGAAAUUUGCUAUUUAAAUGAUACUUGUUACUUAUUGGUUUCUUAUUAAACAAAAAACAAUGUAGUUCAGACUCUUAACUUGACACUACUGGGUUUUAAGCAUCAGACGAGAUGAGCAUUGUUAUGAAACCAGGGAAAGGGAGGAGUAAGUAUCUCUUUUCUAUCAAAAAUAUUAAUUUAUCUUCAUAGCAGCCUAGAAAAAUUGCUCUCAGUAUAAUUUUAAGUAUUUCCAGUGAUAGUAUUUUAAGGUAUUUUGAAAAUUUUUUCUAUCAUUAAAUUGCAGGAUUUUUUAAAGUUGAAUGUCCAUCCCAAUGGACAUCAGUUUAGGUAUGUUAAACCACACUUUAUUAUUCAGUGCUACUGUGCAAAGAAAAAAAGCACCCAUAAGCAUUUUGAAGCCAGUUUGCGAGGUCGUACUUAUCUUAGUACUUUAUUUUUUUCAAUAAUGGAGUAUUAACUCUGACUUGUACAUGGAGAUAUAUCUGAUUAUGGGUGCUCAGAUAUAGGAAAUAAGUCAUGUGAGAUCAGGAGUUAGACGGUAAAUUGAGAAGUAAAGCAGUUCAAGUUUCUUAAAAUGUCUCAACCAAAGGAGUUCAAGCUGUACAAUGAAUCAAUGGAUGGUUUUGUCCUAGAUGAAAUUGUCAUUCUGUACCACAAAUAAAUCACACUGAAACUACUUCAAGGCUGCUUAUCAAAAUUUAGAGAUUGCAUGAAAAUGCCCAGCAAGCUGGGCACUGUUUAACUGUGUGAUCUGUUGUUAAAUAAUCUAAACUAAAAACCUGCCUGUUUAGAAUUGAUUUUGAUACAUAAUUAAUGAGAUAUUGAUUAUGUUUAACAAUCUGAUGAGUAACAAUAGCACUUGACAAAAUGUAAUGCGUCAGUUGUUGACUGUGUGUUGUAUGAGUUUGUAUUUUUGUGUUUUUAUGAUGUAAAGCACUUUUGAAAUGCCUUGUUGCUGAAAAGUGCUAUACAAAUAAGGUUUGAUUUGGUAUGUUCAGAUUACUAUACAUACAAAGUAAAAAGUAAAAAAUAAUUUUAGAUGUCACACACAAAAAUAAGUUCACUAUGCUCAAAUUGUAUACGUGACUGUAAGGACGUUCUUAUUACUAUGAACAUGACGUUUUUUUGUACAGUUUAUAUUUACAUUUUCUACUUCAUUUUAGGGCAUUUUAUAGUACUUUGC